Messenger RNA from Spodoptera littoralis (African cotton leafworm), 1623 nucleotides. The record is from the annotation of a GenBank genome assembly. Lineage: Eukaryota; Metazoa; Arthropoda; Insecta; Lepidoptera; Noctuidae.
AUGGCAUCACUAGUAAGGUGUCAUAAAUGUAAAAAAGACGUGAAUAUAAAAAGUACCGCUUUGUGUUCCGCAUGUGAAAACAGAUAUGAGUUUGAUUGCGAUGGUUAUCCAGAACCUACAUACCGACUCAAAGACCCAGAAGCAAAAAAAAAAUGGAGAUGCAAGUUAUGUAUUAGAAAUAAAAAAUAUGCUAUUAACGAGGGAGUUUCCAACAUUACCGUAAGGAAGAGGCAGAAUUGUAUUAAAAGCCCGUCACCAAUAAAAAAAAUACCAAACACAAAGAAAGGUUCUGCCGAUAAUACGUCGAAACGUCUGUCUGCAACUCAAAGUGAUGCAAAAUUAUUUGACUCUCAUAUACUCACUGACUGCGAAUCAUAUGAUGAAUCGUAUACCACUUCUAAUAGACUAUCGAGAAGUGUAGACAGAACUGUAACAGACUUGGUCUCCGUCUCGGAAAUGAAGGAAACUAUAGCUCAACUUACACUUCAGCUGGAAAGUACAGAAAAUGAACUAGGUAACAUAUUGCUAGAAAAUACCGAACUACAUAAACAAAUAAAAAAGUUAUGCACAGAAAAUGAUACUCUGAAAUCCUUGUGUCAUUCUUCAUCUAUAUUCGGAUAUCCGGGUACGAGCUCUAAGAAAAAGAAGCACGCUCUGUCACAACCACACUACGUGCAUUCUACGCCAUCGUCUCCAUCGUCAUCCACAUUGAACGUGGAGGUUACUGAUCACGUAAAUGUAUUGCGCCUUCAACAGGAAAUCCUAAACCUACAACAGCUAUUACAGACCGCUGAGGGGGAAAUUUCAGCUCUCACUGAACGUAUUACAAUAUUGAUGCAAAGUCAAAACACAUGCGAUCUCCGCAUUCAAGAAACGGAACGGAAUCCGGAUUGUAUUGCAACCUGCAGUGGCAAGCAAAGGCAAACUGUAGUUUCCGGAAAAAAAAUACAUAUUAUCGGUACUCAACGUUGCGUCGGGUUGGCUGCAGCCUUGUCCCAUUCAAGGGCAAAUACACAAUAUGAAAAGUAUCAACUCUUUGCUCUAACUAAACCGAAUGCACCAUGUAGCGAAGUAUUAUCCAACUGUAGAAAUGUAAAACUAACAACAGAUGAUAAAGUUGUAAUUUGUAUAGGUGAAAAUGACCAUAACAUAAGUAUUAUUUUGUCCCAAUUGAGAGAUAUAUUGGAUAUAUUUAGUAAUAAUACUAUAAUUGUAUUAAAUGUCGUAAAUAAUGUUUUCCUGAAUGUCAAUAAAAUAAACAAUUCUAUAAAUAAAUUAUGUAGUAAGUAUAAAAAAUGUCACUUUGUAAACCAAAUAAGCACCAAAUUGUCUGAUAUUUGUAGGUCAAUUAAUUUUGUAAUAGAUUAUAGUGACUAUGAAUAUAAAUAUCUAAACCCGAGCGAAAUUCGAAAGAGAAUAGCAAGUGGCAAGUCUAGUGUUAAACUGAACAUUGAACCAAAAAAAGGGACAAUUCCCUACUACUUCACGAAACAAAGUCAGAUUGAAACUGUUAGGGGUCCUAAAAACAAUAACCUCAUGCAACCCAAUACAAAUAUUCGGAAAGGAACUAUACCGUAUUAUUUUCCUGCAUUAAAUAAGUGCGAAUCAUUUUUUCGUAACUAA